Messenger RNA from Spodoptera litura, 1867 nucleotides. Its product is annotated as protein takeout. Gene Ontology annotation, biological process: multicellular organismal reproductive process. The record is from RefSeq and is a predicted model, not a curated record. NCBI's taxonomy places the organism in Eukaryota, Metazoa, Arthropoda, Insecta, Lepidoptera, Noctuidae.
AUGGGUACACCCGGCAGGUUGGACAAGUAUAUAGUUCAGAAUAGGGCUGAUGCACGCUCACAUGUCCUUAGUGAACCGAGUGGUGGUGGUGUAGUGUUGGUUCGCCAGUGCCGGCCGAUACCGCGACCAGGCUGGCCGUCCACGGCUCUUCAAUCCGUUUCCACACCAGUGCGAUUUGCGAAACAUUUCUACGUACAUUGUGCAAGCUCUAUCGAAAUGUUGCCUACUACGGUGCUUCUGUUUGUGCUGCAUUUUGUCGCCGCUGAUAUACCAUCAUACAUAAAAGUAUGCCAGCGGAACGACCCAGAAGUAGACAAAUGCAUCAUGAACUCAGUUGACUUGCUACGGCCUAAGAUGAUAGAGGGUAUCCCAGAGUUAAACGUGCCAGGCAUCGAACCUCUAAGCUUGGGUCAGAUUGCGUUGGCUCGAGGCCCUCAGGGCGCCAAGCUGACAGCAGUCGUUAAUGAUGUCAAAGUUCGCGGACCAAGCAACUUUAUCAUACAGGAACUUAAGUCAGACCUAGACAAGAACAGGUUCGACUUCAAGCUGUUGCUGCCGAAGCUUGACUUCGCUGGCAAGUACAAGAUGGACAUCCAAGUGCUGCUGCUGCGACUCCAGGGCCGAGGGAACAUCACGGGAACCUUCCGGGACUACGCAUGCAACGUCACGAUGAGAGGACACAAACAGAAGAUCGGUGAAGACGAGCACCUACAGUUUGAUCCCUUCAAAGUGAAACUCCGUGUCGGUCAGUCGUCCAUCUACUUAACCAACUUGUUCGACGGCGAUCCAGUACUGGGACCUGCUACCAACAGGGUCAUCAACGAAAACUCACAAGUCUUCCUACAAGAAAUCAGUCCGGUCCUAGAAAAGAGCCUUGCGGACCUCUUCACAGAAAUGGCUAAUAAAAUAACAUCAAAGUUCACUUACAAAGAAUUAUUCCCGUGAUCCGUGCGCAUAUAGGAGUAUACAGUAAUUUUAGUUUAUUUGUGAUUUCGUAUGUACGUCUGUUUUUAUAUUUGUUGGUUGUUAAUGUGUCGAAAGCUUGACAAAGAUCCAAAAAGUAUUAGGGUUGAUCUACACCACAUUGAAUCUCAUUAUCGUCUAUUAUAACUAUCAUUUUUAGUUCAUAUCUUGGUUCAUUAAAUUCAUUUUGAAGUCAACCCUAAAAUGCUAAUUUUGUACAGUGAUUAGUGUCAGAGUUAACAGAUGUUAGAUAUAAGGUAUUGGUAAUAUAAGUGGUAAGGUAAGUUUGUAAAUAAAUAGUGUAGUAGGUAUAGUAUUAUUUAACUAAACCUGUACUGGCUGACGCAACCUGAGAUUGUAUGAACAAAUUCUGGAAAUGGAUAAAUGAACAAAUAUAAACGUAUUAUAUUAUUGUGUGUAUUAUAGUUUAUUAUAUAUGUUUUGUAUUAUAUCUAUUUUAAUAAACAUUAUUCGCCAAAUAUGCAAAAUUAUUUGCACUAAAUAAGAUAUACUGUUAUUUUACUAUUAUAUGAGUAUAUUUAAUAAUAUUAUCUUUAUUAAGCUUUGCUUUACCUCUUCUGAAGUCCUGUGAAUGUAUUUAUAUAAUUAUACGUUAUUUAAUUUUGUGUAUUUAAAUGUCAUGAGAAUUAAGUUUUAUAACAGGAUAUAAUUCCAUUAUUAUACUGCACAUUAGUAUGUAAUAAUAUGUAUUAUUUUAAAAUUGAACAUUUACCCAUAUUGAAUAUUUAUUAUAAUAAUAUUAAAACACGCACUAUUUUAUACAAAUGUGGUUGAAAGUAUUUAUCCGUUUUCCUUCGCAUUGAAGUUUCCAUUAGAAUUAAAGUUGUAAUUACCACAUCAUUGAUAUGUGAUAUCAGAAGAUAAUGUAAAAAUAAAAUUUGUC